This is a messenger RNA of Perognathus longimembris pacificus (Pacific pocket mouse), 2831 nucleotides long. RefSeq names its product egl-9 family hypoxia inducible factor 1 (gene Egln1). Lineage: Eukaryota; Metazoa; Chordata; Mammalia; Rodentia; Heteromyidae. Gene Ontology annotation, molecular function: L-ascorbic acid binding; ferrous iron binding; peptidyl-proline 4-dioxygenase activity. Bases 16 to 1134 code for a protein of 372 amino acids. The transcript has 5 exons. Gene Ontology annotation, biological process: peptidyl-proline hydroxylation to 4-hydroxy-L-proline; cellular response to hypoxia. The record is from RefSeq and is a predicted model, not a curated record. Gene Ontology annotation, cellular component: nucleus; cytoplasm.
CCCGGCCCCGCCGCCAUGGCCAGUGACAGCGGCGGGCCCGGCGCGGCCGGCGCCGGCGAGCGCGACCGGCAGUACUGCGAGCUGUGCGGGAAGAUGGAGAACCUGAUGCGCUGCGGGCGCUGCCGCAGCUCCUUCUACUGCAGCAAGGAGCACCAGCGCCGGGACUGGAAGAAGCACAAGCUGGUGUGCGCGGGCGGCGAGGCGGGCGCGGGCGCGGGGCCGCCCGCCGCGGGCGCCGCCGCCGCCGGGGCCGCGCGCCCGGACGCCGCCCGCCGCCGCCCGCCGCCCGCGCCCGCCCGGCGCUCGCCCGGCCCCGAGCGCGCCGGCCCGUGCCCCGCGGCGGCCGGCGAGGCGCUGAGCCCCGGCGGCGGCGGCGGCGGCGGCCCGGCGCGGCCCAACGGGCAGACCAAGCCGCUGCCCGCGCUGAAGCUGGCGCUGGAGUACAUCGUGCCCUGCAUGAACAAGCACGGCAUCUGCGUGGUGGACGACUUCCUGGGCCGCGACACCGGGCAGCGCAUCGGCGACGAGGUGCGCGCGCUGCACGACACCGGCCGCUUCACCGACGGGCAGCUCGUCAGCCAGAAGAGCGACUCCUCCAAGGACAUCCGGGGCGACCAGAUCACCUGGGUGGAGGGCAAGGAGCCCGGCUGCCAGACCAUCGGGCUGCUCAUGAGCAGCAUGGACGACCUCAUCCGCCACUGCAGCGGCAAGCUGGGCAACUACCGGAUCAACGGCCGGACCAAAGCGAUGGUAGCUUGUUACCCGGGCAACGGAACAGGCUACGUUCGUCACGUUGAUAAUCCGAAUGAAGAUGGAAGAUGUGUGACCUGUAUAUAUUAUCUAAAUAAAGACUGGGAUGCCAAGGUAAGCGGAGGUAUACUUCGGAUUUUUCCGGAAGGCAAAGCCCAGUUUGCUGACAUUGAACCCAAAUUCGAUAGACUGCUGUUUUUCUGGUCUGACCGCCGCAACCCUCAUGAAGUACAACCAGCCUACGCUACAAGGUACGCAAUAACUGUUUGGUAUUUUGAUGCAGAUGAGCGAGCAAGAGCUAAAGUGAAAUAUCUAACUGGUGAGAAGGGCGUGAGGGUUGAGCUCAACAAGCCUCCGGAGUCCAUCAGCAAGGAUGCGCAGUAGAGCCUCUGCCCGGCGACGCCCGGCCCGCCCGCCGGCAGGCCUCGGGGCCGUCCGCUGCCCGCCGGGACCCCGCGCCGGGACGCCGGCAGGUGCCGCGUGGCGGCUCACGGGGCGGAGACGAGGGUCGCGGGCUGGAGGAGCGGAGCAGCGGCCGCCCCGUGCCCCGCGCCCGCGGGCGAAGGAGGCCCUGGGUAGACGCGUUUCCAUUUUUAUAUUUUGCCAGAUCUGUCAUUUAGCUGAGUUCAUCUCUCUCUUUUUUAUAUCAAGUUUGAAUUUGGGAUAAUUUUUGUAUGAUUAGGUACAAUUUAUCAAAACUGAAUUGAGAAAAAAAUUACAGUAUUAUUCCUCAAAAUAACAUCGAUCUAUUUUUGUAAACCUCUUCGUAUAUUAAAUUUUGCCCUAAAAGACCUCUUGCGAUGAUUGUUGGCAGUGACUGGUGGUUCGUUCGCUUUGGACUGAAAUGAGGAAGGAGCACUUCAGUUGCCCACUGGAAACCCAGAAUGUUCCUUGGCCUGACUCACACUAAUCUGAACUCGGAAGAUCCCUGUUUGGCAUCGUUAGUAACGAAACCUAACUAUAGAUUGUUGCCUCUGAGUAGCCAUUGCCUUUCAGUUCAUGUUUUACAAGGGAAAAAAAAGAGACACAGGAAGAAGGGCAUCAUGGUUUAUUUAUUUAUUUUUUUAACGAAGUGACUGGCACUACAUGGACUUGAGGCUGUCCCCGCCUCGGGCUCCUGAGUCAAAGGGCUUUCUCCUGCUCCUCCCGUGUCGCCCUGCUCUCCCUCCCUCCCUCCCCGCUGCCUGUGCGCCUCCCACAGGUGCGUGGAGACCCCACCUCCCGGAAGGGCGGGCUGUCCUGUCUUCCUGUGCCCUGGGCUCCACAGCGAAGCGCAGAGGUGGCCCGAGGUCUGCCAGCUGCCUCUGGUCUCCUUUCCCGGAACGUGGCUGUGCACAGAGUCCUUUUCCAGCCUCGCACGUCGCCGUCACCCAGAGAAGGCCACGCUGUGCAGACGCGGGGCUCGCUGUGCGGGGCUGCGUGCCCAGUUCUGCCCCGCGCCCCCCCCGCCCCCCUCCACCCCGGUGACCACCACCACCUCCAGCAAGUGCCUCGCCAGCCCGUGGUGCGCCCCGUCGAGCCACGCCCCCCGCACUCCUGCCUGCCGGGGCAGGCGAAGCCCCUCCCGGGGUGAGAGCCAGGCUGCCCGGCACGGCAGCCUUUUGGGGGGGGGGGGCCCUGCCGCCGCCAGGCUGCGCCACUGCCGGUGGACACUCCGGGGCCUGCUGGGGCCUCGCUCGCCAGACAGGUAGUACAGGGAAUGGUUUUCUUGGAGACCAUUGUGAAAAGAUUCAGAGACCAGGACAGCCGUUUCCUUAAUAAUCAUUUAAAGCCUUUGAUUUCCUGUUAGUCCGACCAGUAACUCACCACCACCAGGACUUUAAAGCAGAGUCUAAAACGGACCAGAGGCUUCUGUGUGUCGGUCCUGCUUGGAGAUAAAGCUUUAUGAUGCUGUUUCUAUCCAACACAUUAACCAGCUGUAAAACACACCUUGACAAUAGCAGGCGAAGGACUCCAGGGUUCACCUCAAAGGAUCCACUCUAAAGUCAUGUAAUUGGAAAAGCAGUGUUGCGUUAUGGAAGAGCUCUCAAGUUGCUUGUAAAGCUAAUCUAAUUAAAAAGAUAUAUAAAUCUUCUUGAAAA